UUUCACUUCAACUCACGUUAGAAUUUGUCUAACGAAAGAAACAGGAUGUUGCUUGCAUAUAGUUGGGUUUGAUGUUAAGAUCAAAUGCUGUUCUGAAUUUAUUGGUUGAAAAUCCCUUCUGUUCUAAAACUGUACAUUGAUUCUGGUCCAUUAUUACAGACCCAUAACAUCGGUUUGGUAUUUUCCCCUCUUCUUUUGCACGAUCCGAAAUUGAGUCGAGAAAACCCUAUUCUGCAAUUCGCUAGGUAGAGGGAGCAACAUGUUCUUCCACAUAGUUUUGGAGAGGAAUAUGCAGCUACAUCCACGACACUUUGGCCGUAACCUCCGUGACAACCUCGUCUCAAAACUUAUGAAAGAUGUUGAGGGCACUUGCAGCGGCCGGCAUGGAUUCGUAGUGGCCAUUACAGGAAUUGAGAAUAUUGGGAAAGGAUUGAUUCGUGAUGGGACAGGUUUUGUCACUUUUCCCGUUAAAUACCAAUGUGUUGUGUUUAGACCAUUCAAGGGAGAAAUUUUAGAAGCAGUUGUUACUAUGGUAAACAAGAUGGGUUUCUUUGCUGAAGCUGGACCUGUUCAGAUUUUUGUUUCAAACCAUUUGAUACCAGAUGAUAUGGAGUUUCAGUCCGGAGAUGUGCCAAACUAUACCACUUCGGAUGGAUCAGUUAAGAUUCAGAAGGACAGUGAAGUUCGAUUGAAGAUAAUUGGGACUCGAGUAGAUGCAACUGAAAUUUUUUGUAUUGGAACCAUAAAAGAUGACUUCUUGGGUGUGAUCAAUGACCCUUCCGCAGCUUAGCUCUUCAUCUUGUUCAAGAAAUUCUUCCUUGAAUUGGAGUUGUCAGUUUGCAUAUUAGGAAAAAAAUCACUGGGAAAAAAAAAUCUAAUUUUGUUGUAUAUAAUUUCUCAUUUUUCAACUGUUUAUCUUUUUAGUUAUACGGAUCCUUACGCCAAUUACUUGUUAUGUUGGUAUUUGGAAUGAGAAACGUUUUCAUAUGAGUCCUAUAGUUUGGUGAAAGUUAGAAUGUAGUCUUUGUAGUUCUUAACCUUUAUAGUUUAAUCAAUUCUAUAAAUUGCCCUAAUUGUUUU
Molecule: messenger RNA, 1080 nt
Organism: Benincasa hispida (wax gourd)
Lineage: Eukaryota; Viridiplantae; Streptophyta; Magnoliopsida; Cucurbitales; Cucurbitaceae
Product: DNA-directed RNA polymerase II subunit RPB7
Biological process (GO): nuclear-transcribed mRNA catabolic process; transcription initiation at RNA polymerase II promoter; DNA-templated transcription
Cellular component (GO): P-body; RNA polymerase II, core complex
Molecular function (GO): single-stranded DNA binding; translation initiation factor binding; single-stranded RNA binding
Source: RefSeq, a predicted model, not a curated record